Amoebophrya sp. A25 is the source of this 1196-nucleotide messenger RNA. The record is from the annotation of a GenBank genome assembly. Lineage: Eukaryota; Dinophyceae; Syndiniales; Amoebophryaceae.
GCUGUCUAAAUCGAUGGAAAACCAAAUAACGAACAUGGAGAAUUUCUCUAACUUGAAUAAAAUAAGAAGAGUAGUUCACGAUCUUGAUCUUUUAUUCAUUUAGUAUGUUCUGCCUUUCAUAUUCAGAGAAUCCCGCAAGUAAGAAGUGAAGCAUUUUCUGAGGAAACUACUUUCAUGAGAUAGCCACCUUGUGGAUUAGAUUGAUGGUCCUCCUUCGUCUGUAUCUCGAGACACACCACAGAGGAAGGAUAGAAGAGCCACAGUCGCUGCAUCUCAUUUAAACAGCGACUAUUUAUAAGUUCUGCAAAUUGAUGCAUGUCCUUCUCCGUCUGAUAAUGAUAGGGACCUUUCAUAUAGUGCCCCACAUUUUCAGCCUUUUUGUAAGAAACAUAAUGCCACCAAAUGGCGUCUAACUUGGUAAACUUAGCAAGUAUAUAAAUAGAACGUGGCCAAUGCUAUGAAAGAAUUGAGAGGGUUCGCCAUACGGAUGUGAUGCUGUGGCCAGUUGUUGAGACUUUUCUUCGGUUGAAUUACAGCACUACUAACUUUUACUGUACUUCAUCUAGCCAUAGGAUGCGCAGGAGAAGAAAAAAGUGUAUUGAUUUUGUUAUCGUCCGAUUUAUUGCUUUAGCGCUCUCAUCUAGAACCCUUCUGCAAGUGAUAGCGUUACAAUGUAAGCAUACAACUACAUGCCAAAGUAUCCAGCUGCGUCAAUCUAUUAUAGACAUGCCAAUAAUAAUAAACAAGUGGCGCUUCGUUCAUGGUAAUUAGUACGAGCGUGCAUUGUGAUAGCUUUUCUUACUCAUGAUUAUUUUAUAUUACUUGAGUACGGUACUACAGACUUACUAACUUGUCUCUUAACGGUUUUGGUUGAGCAUCGUAUUCGUUGUUUGUUGCCAUGCAAUCAAAUGCUUCAAGGUAUUAGGUAAUUUUUAGAGGGGCACACAGUCAAAAGAUAGACGUGUGAGUUGAAUUCGUCACGGAGUAUAUUUUUGCGACAAGAAUGAAAGCACUUGCUUCCACAUAGAGUAAGGCGCGUAGGAGCGUACUAGUCAUUUUUCCAUGGAUAUGAAACGCUUCGUGAUGUUCAUUCCCUAUGAAACGGAACGAAAACAGUUGGCGAGAGCAGCAUACUAGUAUAGUACUAAUCGCAUACAAAACCAAACAUGAAACAGCUUUUUUGCAAUCUUCCCAUG